Cucumis melo (muskmelon) is the source of this 1674-nucleotide messenger RNA. RefSeq lists its product as uncharacterized. NCBI's taxonomy places the organism in Eukaryota, Viridiplantae, Streptophyta, Magnoliopsida, Cucurbitales, Cucurbitaceae. The transcript has 4 exons. Gene Ontology annotation, molecular function: zinc ion binding. The record is from RefSeq and is a predicted model, not a curated record. Bases 1 to 1674 code for a protein of 557 amino acids.
AUGAUUAAACUUCCCAUAGUAGUGUUUCAUAGUGGACAGUGGGAUGAUACAAAUAGUUACUUGAAUUACAAGACUACAGGUGUAUUGGUUGAUGAGAUGAUGUCUUUUGAAAAUUUUGUGAGUUUGAUAUUAAGAGAAGUUCUAUUUGAUGCAUCUCCUUCUUCAAUACAACUGUCAAUCUUAUUGGAUUAUGGUAUCACUAAUAUUCAAACUGUGGUUCAAAUUCAAGAAGAUAAAGAUGUUACUUGGUUUCUAAGUUUAGUUAAAGGGCAAAUUACAAGACAUCCAUUAGUUGCCCAUGCUAUUGCUCAUGUCCCUGAUAUGGAUUUAGAAUGGUCUAGUGUUGUUGACAGUGGGAUGGAUAAUUUGUGUUCUUUGCUGCCUUCUUCUUCCAUUGAUGACGAUUUUCAAAUUCUUACGGAUAUUCAUGUUAGUAGCUUGUCUUCUACAUUCGAUUUGAAAGAAAAGGAUAUGUUUGCUAGCAAGGAAUUACUAUCAAAGUCAUUUUACUACAUUGCUAUAAAGAACAACUUUGAGUUCAAGACUGUGAGAUCAAAUUCUAAAUCUAUUGAGUUUAAGUGCUCCCAAGAUAAUUGUCCAUGGUAUGUUCGUGCAUCUCGUUACAAGGGUGGGGAAUUAUGGCGGCUAAGGAAGUAUAUUGCUAAUCACAAUUGCUCCAUAAAUGUUAUUCAAACUACUCAUAAACAAGCAUCUUCAUCACUGAUUAGUGAUUGUAUUGGAAAAGACUUUAGUUCUUUUGACCGUUCAACUCCAAAUGAUAUUAUGAUUCACAUGCGUACUAAACUUGGUGUAAAUGUUAGCUACUAUAAAGCGUGGAGGGCAAAGGAACUUGUUAUGAAUUCUUUGAAUGGUGAAGCAAAAGAAUCUUAUGCCUUGAUUCCAAACUUUUUCAUGAAACUAAAAGAAAUUAACCCAGGUUCAUUCACUGCUUAUGAAACUGAUACAGAGGGACAUUUUAAGUACUGUUUUAUGGCUAUUGGAGCAUGCAUUGAAGGAUGGAAAUAUUGUAGGCCCAAUAUAUCAGUUGACGGUACAUUUUUGAAAUCUAAAUAUGGUGGAACUCUUUUGACAGCCUCAACAAUUGAUGCAUUACUCGAUUCUAUUAGACAAAUACUUCAAAAUUGGUUUUAUGAUCGAAGAAAAGUUGCAUGUUGUAUGAGAACUGUUUUAACUAGUUGGGCUGAGGGAGAAUUACGAAUUCAACAUCAAAACUCAAGAAGCUUCACAGUUAAUGCUAUUAAUGAUGUUGAAUUUCAAGUGAUUGAUGGAAGAAAACAAUUUAUUGUACGGUUAGAUUGCAAAUCAUGUACCUGUCGCGUUUGGGAUCUUGAUGAAAUUCCAUGUGCCCACGCUCUUGCUGUUCUUCGUGGGCGUAAUAUGAAUACUUACUCUUUUGUUUCCAAGUAUUUUUUGUCAAGUACUUUGAUUUCAACUUAUACUGGAUCAGUUCGUCCGGUUGGGAACCAUGCCAAUUGGAAAUCUAUUGGGAUUGAGAAUAACAUACUACCUCCAACUUUCAAGCGUCGAGCAGGACGACCGCGAAAACAAAGAAUAUUAUCAAUUGGCGAGAAGAAAAGUCAUUCAAGAUGCAACCAUUGUCAUCGUGCUGGUCACAAUCGUAGAAAUUGCAAAUUUCCACCAUUUUUACAGUGA